Messenger RNA from Adineta ricciae, 444 nucleotides. The record is from the annotation of a GenBank genome assembly. NCBI's taxonomy places the organism in Eukaryota, Metazoa, Rotifera, Eurotatoria, Adinetida, Adinetidae.
AUGUCAAAAACAAUCCGUCAAAAAAUCUCUCAUGCCAUUCACACAACAUUCCGAUCAUCACCGAAGCCCAAGCAAAGUAAAAUCAUGUCGUGUUGUUCGAUAAAAAAACCUGAUGAUUAUGAAUAUAUUCCAUAUGAAUUUAAACAAACAUCAUCAAAGAAUGAUUAUAUCGAUUUGAGCGAAUGUCAUUCGUGGUUAAGAUCACAGUCGAGAGAUUCAGGUUACUCGUACGACCGACCAUUGGAAUCAACGAGGAUCUCCACCACGGAUUCAGCUUCUCUGGCGACCUUAUCAGAAAUAAGUUCAAUACGGUCGGAGUCGAUUCCAACGUCAUUCGAAUGUUGUCACUGCCAUUGCCAUCACCACGUGAAUAAUAUUGUCAACAAACCAGUAAAAUACCAACGAUCGAUGACGAAACACAAGAUUUAUCCGUUUAUUCUUUGA